Clunio marinus is the source of this 327-nucleotide messenger RNA. NCBI's taxonomy places the organism in Eukaryota, Metazoa, Arthropoda, Insecta, Diptera, Chironomidae. The record is from the annotation of a GenBank genome assembly.
AUGACGAUACAACGAGUGUCUGUUACAGAUUCAAUAACAUGUGAUCCUAUCUUGAAUAUCGUUAAUCUUGAAAGGAAUGCAGCUUGUAGAUAUGUUCAUGCUAAAAAUAAGUCUCAACGUCUUUCACUUGAACCUGAUCGAAAAUCUUUCCAAUUAUUUUGGCACAAACCUAAAAGAAAGAUAUUCAAAAAAAGGGUCAUUAAAAUAAUUUUUGAUCUUUUACGAGUGACUUGUUCUUCACCCGUGAAAUUUAUGCGUUUAUAUCUUCAAAGGUUUUUGACUUCUGUUACGAAAAUUCAUUUAAAUAAUUUCGUAAUUCAUGUCUGA